Messenger RNA from Trichoderma citrinoviride, 1104 nucleotides. RefSeq lists its product as hypothetical. Lineage: Eukaryota; Fungi; Ascomycota; Sordariomycetes; Hypocreales; Hypocreaceae. The coding region runs from base 1 to 1104 and encodes 367 amino acids. The transcript has 2 exons. The record is from RefSeq and is a predicted model, not a curated record.
AUGGAUCGCGGUCUCCCAUCCCUCAUUGAGAGCUCCCGAGCGGUUUCUCCACCAUACGAAGGAGAUUUCCGGAUUGACGACAGUGUCCUUGCCAAAUUUCCAGAAGGAACAACAAUCAUUUCUGCAGACAGCUUCGGCACGUCCGCAUGGACUGUGACGGCUCGAGUGCAUCUGAAGCUUCCCGAUGACUCCGAGGAGAAAUACUUCCUAAAGUCCGCUCCGGGGGACCAUGGCCGAAUUCUCAUGGAAGGCGAGUUCAAUGCAAUGUCCGAGAUUUACAAAUGGGCUCCCGAUCUGGCUCCUAAGCCACACAGUUGGGGCAAAUAUGCUCUGGAGAACCCCGAAGCCUAUUUCUUCUUGUCCCAAUACAUCGACAUGAUCAAUGGCAUGCCGAACCCACGCCAGCUAUGCUCUAAGCUGGCUCGUCUUCACCGCAAGAGUCAAUCUCCAACAGGCCAAUUCGGCUUUCACAUCACCACUUGCCAGGGUCGCAUCCCACAGUCACUGGCAUGGGAGUCGAACUGGACUGUCUUCUUCACAAGACUACUCCAGCACGUCAUUGAUAUGGACUUCGAAUUCAAUGGAUACUGGGAAGAGCUGGAUAAAGUAGAGAAGCAGUUCAUCGCACAUGUUAUCCCCCGACUCCUAGACGCUCUGGUAAAGGAUGGCAGAACGAUCAAGCCCUGUCUCAUCCAUGGAGAUCUUUGGGAAGGCAACAGCGGCACUUCCUUCGAGGACGAUAAAGUCUACAUCUUUGACGCGGCCUCAUUUUAUGCCCACCAUGAAAUGGAAGUCGGGGAUUGGCGCUGCUACUAUAACAAGAUCAGCAACAGGAUAUACACCAGGACGUACCUUCGAUUCCACGGCCCGAGCGAACCAAAGGACGAGUGGGAAGACCGGAACCGGCUGUACAGCAUUUAUUUCAAUACAAUCUAUUCAGUCAAUCAUCUGAGCUCGGGCACAGCCGUGCGUCAAUUGGCUUAUGAGGACAUGUACUACCUGAUUGACAAAUAUGCCCCCUUCCCUGAGGGCGAGGGGCCGCCGAAGCUGGAUAAGUCCGAAAUGGCCUCACUCUCUGCUGAGAGGGAUCAUACUGCCGAUUGA